AUGGGUGGUGGUGGAAAUCUCGUUGAUGGUGUUCGUCGUUGGCUUUUUCAUCGUCCUUCUUCUUCUUCUUCCAAUAAUAAACACAAAACUAUUGUUCUAAAGUCUGAUACUUUUUCUAAUCCCGAUCAAUCUGGAGAUUCGAAUGAGCUUAUUCUCGUUACUGAAGAUCUCGAUUUCUCUGGGCUACAGCUUAUUAAGGUUCCGAAACGUAAUCACUUACCCAUAGAUCCUCAAAAGAAGGGUGUGCAGGAGACUGAGUUCUUCACGGAGUACGGAGAAGCAAACAGGUACGAGGUUCAAGAAGUCGUUGGCAAAGGAAGUUACGGCGUUGUGGCUUCCGCUCUAGACACACACACUGGUGAAAGAGUCGCCAUCAAGAAGAUAAACGAUGUGUUUGACCAUGUCUCCGACGCAACCAGGAUCCUCAGAGAGAUCAAGUUGCUGCGGCUGCUUCGUCAUCCAGAUGUUGUGGAGAUUAAACACAUCAUGCUACCUCCUUCCCGCAGAGAGUUCUGUGAUAUCUACGUUGUCUUUGAGUUGAUGGAGUCUGAUCUCCAUCAGGUGAUUAAGGCUAACGAUGAUCUGACUCCUGAGCAUUAUCAGUUCUUCUUGUACCAGCUUCUCCGUGGUCUGAAGUAUGUUCACGCAGCUAAUGUGUUUCAUAGAGAUUUGAAACCAAAGAAUAUUCUAGCUAAUGCUGAUUGCAAACUGAAGAUCUGUGAUUUUGGACUCGCUCGUGUUUCUUUCAACGAUGCCCUGACCGCUAUAUUUUGGACUGAUUAUGUAGCUACUCGGUGGUAUCGUGCCCCUGAACUCUGUGGAUCGUUUUUCUCCAAAUAUACACCUGCGAUUGAUAUAUGGAAUGUUGGUUGCAUUUUUGCUGAAAUGCUAUUGGGAAAGCCUUUGUUUCCCGGCAAAAACGUGGUGCACCAAUUGGAUCUUAUGACUGACUUUCUCGGCACUCCACCGCCUGAGUCCAUUUCAAAAAUUAGAAAUGAAAAGGCGAGGAGAUACCUUAGCAGCAUGAGGAAAAAACAGCCGGUUCCUUUCUCUCAUAAUUUCCUUAAAGCUGAUCCUUUGGCUCUUCGCCUUCUUGAACGCCUUCUUGCAUUUGAUCCUAAAGAUCGUGCAUCAGCUGAAGAUGCACUGUCUGAUCCAUACUUCAGUGGUUUGUCGAACUCAGAGCGUGAACCAUCAACGCAGCCAAUUUCAAAGCUUGAGUUUGAUUUUGAGAGAAAGAAGUUAAACAAAGAUGAUGUCAGAGAAUUAAUCUACCGAGAGAUAUUGGAGUAUCAUCCUCAGAUGUUGGAGGAAUACAAGCGCGGUGGUGAUCAGCUUAGCUUCAUGUACCCUAGUGGGGUUGAUAGGUUUAAGAGGCAAUUUGCUUAUCUUGAAGAAAAUCAAGGUAAACCAGGAGCAGGAGCAGGAGCAGGAGGAGGAAGAAGUACUGCACUUCAUAGACAUCAUCAUUUUGCUUCUUUGUGGUUGUGUGUUUGCAGAGAGAGAGUUCCUGCUCCGAAUGGUGAAACUGCAGAAGGAAGUAGUGAUGUUGAGAGUAGAGCAGCAGCUGCUGUGGCUUCAACCUUGGAAUCUGAGGAAGCAGAGAAUGGAGGAGGUUACAGUGCUCGUAGCCUCAUGAAGAGUGCCAGCAUCAGCGGUUCUAAAUGCAUCAAUGUCCAAUCUAAAACCGACAAAAAGUUUGGACAUCAUAGCUGAGGAUGGAAAUGAUGAAACAGUUUCAGAGCUUACUGAUAGAGUUGCUUCUCUUCAUAAUUCUUAAAAUAAAUAUAUAGUUUUUUUGGCAAAAUUUUUCUGGUGAAAAAUUUGUUUCUCCAUGUUUGCUUCUCCCUCUUCCACAACUAUCUUCGUGGUUGGGGUUUGAUUUGUUGUAUUU
Brassica oleracea var. oleracea is the source of this 1894-nucleotide messenger RNA. Its product is annotated as mitogen-activated protein kinase 8-like. Bases 1 to 1716 code for a protein of 571 amino acids. Gene Ontology annotation, cellular component: nucleus; cytoplasm. The record is from RefSeq and is a predicted model, not a curated record. Lineage: Eukaryota; Viridiplantae; Streptophyta; Magnoliopsida; Brassicales; Brassicaceae. Gene Ontology annotation, biological process: protein phosphorylation; intracellular signal transduction. The transcript has 11 exons. Gene Ontology annotation, molecular function: MAP kinase activity; ATP binding.